Molecule: messenger RNA, 468 nt
Organism: Gongylonema pulchrum
Lineage: Eukaryota; Metazoa; Nematoda; Chromadorea; Rhabditida; Gongylonematidae
Source: the annotation of a GenBank genome assembly
AUGUUCUUCCUAUCCUUUAUCAUUAUCAGCUUGGCUCCAGCUCUGUUCAAUGCUGCGCCAAUUUCACCCCUCCCCCCAGAAACCCCAGUCAACAACCCCCCGACUGUUCAUUUCUGGAUUACAACCGAAAUAUUGAAUGUUGACUGGACCCCGAAAUGUCUUACGACCGCAUACUGCGACGAACCAGAGCUGAAGAUAACCCAAACAAAUACGUGGAACGGCGAGAAAAGCUCAUUUAGCUGGGUGCUGAAUGAAAAUUUUGAACAGGUAUCCGACAGCAUCAGCCAAGAAAUUAACGAACAACUUCUACUUCUAUGCGCGCUUUUGGGAGCAAUUCUAUUAUGUACUUGUAUUACACUGUUAGGAUUUUGUAUUUGGAAAUGCAAAUCAAAGCAAAAGAAGCCAAAAGCGAAAUCGCCGACUGUUAUUGUUCAUUCACCAAGUUGGGACCAUGAUCAUUUCGUGUAA